Messenger RNA from Anisakis simplex (herring worm), 731 nucleotides. The record is from the annotation of a GenBank genome assembly. NCBI's taxonomy places the organism in Eukaryota, Metazoa, Nematoda, Chromadorea, Rhabditida, Anisakidae.
AUGAACUACACAUACCUCGUAACAUUAUUACUUGUACUAUGUACAUAUGAAGCAAUGGCGAUGCGUAAGCAAGGUGUUGCAGUCCGAGGACAACUUAUGUGUGGAUCUUCACCUGCAAAUCACACCAAAGUGCGCAUUGUUGACAUUGACACUGGCCCAGAUCCAGACGAUACCCUCGAUGAGAAAUUUACAGACGGCGAUGGAAAGUUCGAGCUGAACGGAUACACUCGCGAAUUAACGUCUAUCGACCCCGUUUUGUACAUAUGGCACGACUGUCUUGAUGGUCUUACGCCGUGUCAACGAAAGAUCACCUUUACAAUACCAAAAAAAUUCAUCCAUACUGGUAAUCCAACACCAGAGCAAUGGGUUGACAUAGGCGUAUUGAACUUGCAAGCGCAAUUCGAGAUGGAAGGCCGAGAGUGCACUAAUUAGAUGGUCGAUUAUUCAUUGAUCAAUUCAAUUUGAAACUUUAUUCUCUAUCGUUUAUAUCAAUUUUCAUCAGUAUUCAUUCUACAAAAUUUUUGCACUUAGUCAUGAUAACAAUUCAAUUAAAUAUUGCAUUACAUCAUCAGAAUCCACUUCAUUUCUCAACAACAAUUAUCAGUGGUGAUGAAACCGUGAAUACUGAUGAGCACAAUAGCAAUAACAGCAUAGCAGUAACAGUAAUAGAAGUAGCGAUAAUCAGAACGAGAUGGGUAAUGGAACGAACAUUCUGAAAAUUUGAUCACUCC